CUUGUUUCCCAACCCCCCCUCCAAGCAAAGGCUUCAGGAUGUCACACAGUAGCUGACUCCAGCCGGAGCACAGCGGUGGUUUGGACCCAGGCAGAGCCCGGAGAGGAGUUUGGAGAAAGAGAAGCAAGAUAAUUUAAAGCAGACACUGUCCCAAAUGAGGUUUUUUUGCCUGAAAAUGCCUUCGUUAUGAAGUUACGGGGGUGCCUCUCGGAGCCUCGGAAUGGGGGAAGGUGAAGCUGAAGUAAAAAAUCUCAUCGGUCCCAGGAGUGAGGUGGUUUGGAAGGGCUGGAUAUGCUUUUUAAAGACAUGAUAAACCACGUUUGGGGAGGCAAGAAACUCUUCAGACAAGAACCAUGAAACUCUACAUCAUCUUCUUCCUGGCAGUGGUCAACAGAAGCACCUCCAACAAUCAGCCCACAGCAGGGAUAGCCUGUGAAAUGGAAAGUUCUCAGGCAUUUUGCCACAACAAAGACCUUCACCAAAUCCCUCGUGAGCUCCAUCCGAACGUAAACAAAUUAGAUCUGUCUGGCAAUGUGAUACAAAGCAUCCCUGAAAUGCCAUUAUCAUUUUACACUUCCCUCCAGUGCCUGGAUUUAAGUUCUAACCAGAUCAGCUUCAUCGCUCCUGGAGUCUUUGCACACAUGACGAGGUUGCUGGAAAUAAAUUUAGCCAAUAAUCACUUAUAUGAACUUGCUCAGAAUGGGACAGAGGGGCUUGGACUUCUACCCAAGGUGGAAAUACUGGACUUGUCCCACAACAGUCUGUACAAUGGGAUGGCUGAGUAUUUCAUUAAACAAGCUCCAUCCCUACGGUAUCUUUCCUUGGCAGACAACAGUAUUAUAAUGAUAUCACACCAGAUGUUUCAGGGAUCUCCCAGUCUUGUGGAGAUAGAUCUUCAGAGUAAUAUCAUCAUGGAAAUAGAAGAAGGUGCUUUUGAGACUCUAGUGAACCUUUCCAAACUCAACCUCUCCAUGAAUUCGAUUACUUGCAUCUCUGAUUUCAACCUCAGGCAGCUGGAGAUACUUGACCUUAGCAGGAAUAGCAUUGAGUCUUUCCACACUGCAAAGUCAGAGGAUGAAUAUAGCUUAAGAUGUUUGGAUCUGAGUGAAAACAAACUACUUCACUUCCCAGUCUUCCCCCAGGUAAAUAAACUGGUAACUCUAAAUCUGUCAAAGAAUCUAAUCCAGCUCACUGCUGAAUCCCCUCAUAAUAAAAUGGACUACAUGGAAAACGAAUGGCUGGAUUCUCCUUUCCAUCUUCUUGACCAGAAGCAAACUAGAAACAAAAGUUCUCUUUAUUUAUCCCAUCUUAUGUAUUUAGACUUAAGUUAUAAUGAAAUCAAAUCCAUUCCAGACGAGUUCUUUGAAUCCAUGUUGUCCCUUCACACCCUUAAUCUCAGUAAAAACUGUCUUCAGGCAUUUUCAGUGUCUUAUGACAGUUCACUGAUCUCCUUAACUGUCCUCGACUUGAGCUCCAAUGCUUUGCAGAGCCUUCUUCUGGAUGCUGGCACGUUGUCAAAUUUGAAGGAGCUCCAUAUUCAAAACAACCACCUUCAGACCCUGCCAUUUGAUAUCUUCUCCAGCCUUCCUACCCUCAGGUUGCUUCAUCUACAGAGCAAUAACAUCAGCCUUUGCAGUAUGUACUCAGGAUUAGCCAAGCAAAGACUUGCUGGAGAGGAAAGUGGUUGUGUGUCUUUUGUGGAUUCUCCUGCUCUUCAGUACUUGGACCUGGCAGACAACAUGCUGACCCUCCUACCAGCAUACACUUUCUACAAGACUUCCCUGGUUGUCUUGGAUCUCUCCAUGAACCCUGGGUUGCAAAUAGAAGUGAAAGCAUUAUCAGGACUGGAAAAGUCUCUGGAAUAUUUGUAUUUACAUGGCAAUAGCCUGGUAGAUUUAAAUAUUGACUUGCCUUGUUUUAGUCACCUUAAACAUUUAAACCUCUCGGAAAAUCAGCUGAACUGGCUGCCCAAGUGGGGUAGUGAUUCCCCACUGGAAGUUCUGGACCUAAGGAACAAUAGGUUUAGUACAUUACAGAACAGCAAUAUUUUAGCACUAGAAAAUUCCCUUAAAAACUUGUAUCUCACUGGGAACCCACUUGACUGCUGUGGAAACAUCUGGCUGUCAUCAAUGAUCCAGAACAAAAAUGUCCAGAUCCCUAACGUGGAGCACUUAACAUGCCAGAACACUCAGAAUUUUGGGUAUCAGGAGGAGAUGCACAUUGGGAACAUUAGACCAGAAGACUGUGAAAAAGAGGAUCUGAAGAAAAUCAACUUCCUUAUUAUAUUAACAUUUGUGUUGGUUUUAUCUGUGAUCAUCAUCGGUGUGGGUUCAUUUUUUUGCUUCCGCAGGCAAAACUUCAGCCAUCAGUUUAAAGCAUAG
Messenger RNA from Calypte anna (Anna's hummingbird), 2381 nucleotides. It is a transcript of the gene LRRC32, whose product is annotated as leucine rich repeat containing 32. The transcript has 3 exons. NCBI's taxonomy places the organism in Eukaryota, Metazoa, Chordata, Aves, Apodiformes, Trochilidae. Gene Ontology annotation, molecular function: protein binding. The record is from RefSeq and is a predicted model, not a curated record. The coding region runs from base 354 to 2381 and encodes 675 amino acids. Gene Ontology annotation, cellular component: extracellular matrix.